AGAAGAGCCUGUGAGCUGAGGAUGUUUGUGUGAAUAAUGAAGGUACAACAGGUGUGACUGAGAUAAACCACCUGACAGGGCGCGGAAGUCCGGGUUGACGGGAGACGCUUCAGUCCGGUUUAGGAUUGUCUUUUGAGCGUUUUAAAACACCUGCAGCAGAUGAAGAAAGUGGUGAAAAAACCAAAGCAAAGAACAAAAGUGGAGUUUUGGGGGGAACCCUUCAAACAGCGUGAUCCAGUCAGGGUGAGCCGCCUGGGCACUGAUGAGUUUACAACAAUGGACUCUGGAACUAUGACCUCUCGAACAGGGAGAGGAAUAGCAGAAACAUUCCUCUGGCCUCCUGUGUACAGAUCUCCUUGCUAUCCCGUCUUUUUUUAUGCUGGCAACAGAAGAUACAACAGAGAGCCACCCACCCCCCCUGCAUUGUCCACAGUGAGCGCUCCACACGAGGAGAUGGAUCCAUUAACUUUGGCACAAAUACUUAAGGGACUAAGUGACAGGUUAGAAGAUACGGCUACGGAUUUCAGACUGGCCCUCCAGGUGAGGGAUGAUUUACAUUUAGCACGUGCAUAUCGCCCUCCCCCCUACAUAACAUACUUGUUCAUCUCCUCUAAGGUUAUCAUUACUUCUAUUACUCGCCGUUUAAUACACCGUUUAACAAAUUUCACAUGGAAUCACAGGAGUGACUGUGAUGUCCUGGAGAAAAUGGAGCAACAAUCUGAGCAAACCUCAUCUGAAUACCAUUCUCACCUCCUACACCCUCCAGAUUGCUUAAGAAGCAGGACGGACUCCAGCUGUUUGUCUCGCUCUCACAGCGUUCCCUCACUGAGUCUAACAACCUCUGCAGACAACAAGACCUUUACACGAGCAAAGAGCUUACCUGACAUGCUGUUCAAAAACAGCUUUGAGGAGUUUACACCUGAUAUCACUGCUGAUGAGAACGAUGAAAGCUACAGGUUCCAGUGCUCCUGCCCAGGCCUGUACCAGUGCAGUGUGACAGGUCUGCUGUUCCACAUGGAGGGAGAAGGGGACGUGGUCUACAGGAUUGUCCCUUGGGACAGGAGGCUACUGGGCCAACAUCACAAGCAGCCUGCAGGACCCCUGUUUGACAUCAAAUGUGUGCAGCAGUCUAUGUGUCAGCUUCAUCUCCCACACUGUGAGAUCCGCUCCACAGGUGGUUGUGGAUUCUUGUCAGUUGCUCAUGUGAAUGAUGACAGCAUCGAGUUCAUCGUCCCUCAUAAGAUAACAGAAACUCAUGUUAUCAUAAACAUCACAGGGUUUUCUGCUUUCGGUAACGUCAAGGAUGAAGACUGCCCACCUGACCCGGUCCGAGCACUGGUUCUGCUGUUCUACAGACCCCCGGCUGAUCCUGAUCUUGAAUCCCUCCUCAAUGUGUUGUUGCUACCGACGAACGUCGUGCUCCGGGAUGUGCUGCGCAUCAGGAAGAAAUUAUUUGGAGAGGACAGUCUCAUACAGGCAUCCCCCCACUGUAAACUGCACCCAAAGCAGGAAUACAAACUGUCCACUUGUCCUGAAGAUGACUCAGUUCUAGUUCAACCAACAGAAGCAGAAUUUGACUGUGAUAACUAUGACAACUACUUCCCGACUUUCCAGGUGAAUUUAGAAAAAAUCAUGAAACAUAUUAAACUGUUUCUGAGAGAAACCAAAAGCCCCCACAGUGUCUGGGAAAGACGAGUCUGUCUUUCACCCAGUGCAGUAAAAAGAUGUGUGCAGGGCAGUUCAGAUGAGAGGCUGUUGGACAUUUGGAGCAGCUUCAUCGAUGGGAUAUCAGGACCUGUUCUCAAAAGUCUGCUGGACAAACUGUUUGAGAAAACUGUGCUGACUGAUUCUGAGAGGGAGUCAGCGGACGAGAUCCAGAACAAAAGGGAUAAAGCUCGUUUUGUUAUCGAAACAGUGAAGAAUAAAGCAGCUGGUUCAGAGAUGAUUGACCUUCUCUGUGAGAUCGACCCCUUCUUCUCUGAACACCUCGGGUUGAUCUGAAGCUGAAUGAACAGGUGAUACGUGCAGAACAUGUUGACCUGGAGGUUAGAAACUGAUCACCCUGUAAUUCCCGUAAAAGACUUUUCCCUGCAUCAGUCACUGUUCUUGAUCUCUCCUUGAUCAAAGAGAGAAAAUGGUACAUUGUUGUUGUGUAAGACAGUUAUGAGUAGCUGGCAUUAACUUAUCUUCUGUCUGUAAUUGUUAAAGGUUCAUCAGUUUUCCUGGUAUGGGAACCUCACAAUCUACUGAACACAUUAUACUGUUCAUCCAUUUAGAAAAGUUUCAGCAAUUAGAUGUACAAUUUGUGAUUUUUUUCCCUUUAUAAACAUAAAAAUAUCCCUUCAUCACAACUAUACCAUAUUUACGGAGCCCCUAAAGGGACAUG
Dicentrarchus labrax (European seabass) is the source of this 2386-nucleotide messenger RNA. RefSeq lists its product as uncharacterized. Bases 160 to 2001 code for a protein of 613 amino acids. Gene Ontology annotation, biological process: regulation of apoptotic process. The record is from RefSeq and is a predicted model, not a curated record. The transcript is spliced from 2 exons. Lineage: Eukaryota; Metazoa; Chordata; Actinopteri; Moronidae.